GCUCAGUUCUCCAUAUUCGUCUCAUUCAGCUUUUGGGAUAUCUUUUACAUGGGCCAGCCGAACGACAUCCGAACGACUAUCUGAUCAGAUGUAUGUUGCAUGACUGCGCCGCUUGGUGAACUGGUAAACAAGGCACGUCAGGCCACCAUUAAGCUGCCACGUUCGUCGGACGAUCUCACUCCUGCUUGUCUUGCGGUUCACUGUCGAAAAUUCAUAUAAAGGAAGUCGCUGCGGUACCUCGUUCUUUUACGCUGCUCUUAACAAAUACAGAAUUCAAUAUGGUUCAAAAUCGCGAAGUGUACAUUGCUGCGGCCGUGCGAACACCCAUUGGAGGAUUUGGAGGCUCCCUUGCCUCCUUUUCCGCCACUGAACUGGGUUCUUUUGUCAUCAAAGGUGCCUUGGCCAAAGCUAACAUACCAGCCGACGCAGUUGACGAGGUGUACUUUGGCAAUGUCUUGUCUGCCAACCUUGGACAAAACCCCGCUCGUCAGGCAGCCAUUGGCGCCGGCAUCCCGCAUAAGGUUCCCUGCACCACCGUAAACAAAGUGUGCGCUUCGGGCAUGAAGUCUAUUAUCUUCGCCGCCCAAACGAUUUUAUUGGGAAACGCUGAUGUGGUUGUCGCCGGGGGUAUGGAGAGCAUGUCGAAUACGCCAUAUUAUUUGCCAAAACAGCGGUGGGGCUCGAAAUACGGUCAUCAAGAGGUAGUCGACGGUGUGAUGAAGGACGGGUUGACUGAUGUGUACCACGGGUACGCAAUGGGUGUUGCGGCAGAGCUUUGCGCUAAGGAGCACCAGAUUGGGAGAAUAGAGCAGGACGACUAUGCCAUUGGAUCAUAUCAGAGAGCCCAGGCUGCAACAAAGGAUGGCCUGUUCAAUGAUGAGAUUGUACCCAUUGAAGUACCUGGUCAACGAGGAAAACCAGGAAAGGUGAUCACUGCAGAUGAUGAAGCAUCAAACCUAAAUGCCGAGAAACUCCGUGCGGUGAAGCCAGCCUUUCAACCUGUUGACGGUACGGUGACUGCCCCAAACUCCUCUACCCUCAGCGAUGGAGCUGCCUGCAUUAUCCUUGUCAGUGGUGACAAACUUGCCGAACUCAACAUCACACCUCUUGCUCGUAUUCGAGGCUGGGGCGAUGCAGCUCGUGAACCUGAGCGAUUCACCAUUGCUCCAUCCCUGGCGAUUCCCAAGGCGCUUAAACACGCCGGCGUAGCAUCCGUGAACGAUGUAGACUUUUUUGAAAUCAAUGAAGCUUUCUCAGUUGUUAGUGUGGCAAACCAGAAGAUACUUGGAUUGGAUGGCAACAAAGUAAAUGUAUUCGGCGGUGCAGUAGCACUGGGACACCCAUUGGGAUGUUCCGGGGCCAGAAUCGUGGCAACGUUGUGUAACGUCCUCCAACAGAAGGGUGGAACCAUUGGAUGCGCGGGCAUCUGCAAUGGGGGCGGGGGCGCCAGCGCCAUGGUGGUCGAGCUAUGCAAGGCUCGUUUGUAAAGUUUUUCAGUGAAUUAAUGUUAACAUAUAGACUAUUGUCAUGUUUUGCCCAACUUUAUGAAGUUCAGCAACAGUAAACAAAAAAAAGCCGAAAAUCUAUUCAAUAAAUACAAAAUGCGACAUAACAAUGCGAGAAGAUACCACGAUCCCAUGGAGGUAGCGCUCACGAACGAGCGUUUUGGACGAUCUUAAAGGCUUCCUCCAAUCCUGCAGCCACUGGACCUUCUUCUAUCUCCUCGGCCCCGAACAUCUUUGGUAGCGACAGGCCAACAGUGUUGGCGGUCCGCGUCAACUUCUCCUCAUUGCUGAGGCCGGCAGCAGGCCAAUACCUUUCAACGAGGUCCUGUAAGAGCACAAAUUAUAAAGUGUGUCAAUUAUAAUAACAAUGAGAUGUCUGUUGAAAAAAUCCAGGCAACGAACCCUAUGUUCCCGAUUGCUUCGCAUGAAAGUGAGAAUAUUCCUAGCAUCCUUCACCGAUUCUUCUAUUGUAACUGGGUCCGA
Messenger RNA from Spizellomyces punctatus DAOM BR117, 1988 nucleotides. Its product is annotated as acetyl-CoA C-acetyltransferase. NCBI's taxonomy places the organism in Eukaryota, Fungi, Chytridiomycota, Chytridiomycetes, Spizellomycetales, Spizellomycetaceae. The coding region runs from base 279 to 1487 and encodes 402 amino acids. The transcript is spliced from 2 exons. Gene Ontology annotation, molecular function: acetyl-CoA C-acetyltransferase activity. The record is from RefSeq and is a predicted model, not a curated record. Gene Ontology annotation, biological process: fatty acid beta-oxidation; ergosterol biosynthetic process.